UGAAAAUACUUCUAUAAAGAUCAAGAUCAAGAGUGUUGUGUUUUGAGAUUAUGAACCACCACUGGUCUGCUUACAAGAUCAUAAAAGUACCUAAUUGGAGAGGGUCAGUGGAGCAACACAGCAUCAUGGCAGUGUACACCCGUCUAUUGAGCAGGACCUCUGCACUAGGGCCAGGCUUGCUACCUUCACCUCUGUCCACCCUUCUAGUGAGGACCAUGGCCACCAAAUCACAGAAGCUUACAGAUGAAGAGCGUACAUCGGAACUGGCAGCACUGAUGGCGGCAGGCUGGGCAAUGGUGGAGGGCCGAGAUGCUAUUACCAAGACUUACAUUUUUCAGAACUUCAAUAAGACCUGGGGUUGGAUGAGUCGUGUUGCACUGCAGAGUGAGAAGAAGAACCACCACCCAGAAUGGAGUAAUGUGUACAACAGAGUGGAGGUGACAUGGUCCACACAUGACUGUGGUGGACUCUCUCGUAAGGACAUUGUCUUGGCCACUUUCUGUGACAAAGCCUUUACCGACAACUGAUGGACUGAAGACACCUCAACAGUUACUAAGUCAUGCAAUUUGUACUACAACACCUGGUGACUACAACAGCAAGACAUCAUCUUUAUAUUUUUGUAAGAAUUCUAUUACUUGUCUUGUCUCUUCCAUUUUUUUGCUGUUUCUCAGAUUACAAGUGUGGAUAUGACUUUUUGUGUCUAAUUAGUGACAUUUAUUAGCCUUAGGCAACAAACAGAAAGGAAAAAUAUACUAGAGUGCCAUUCCCCACAGAAAAUACAAGAAGGAUUAUCCAGAAUUGGAUAAUAUUUUUUGUGAAAGUACUACUAUCUUGGAAUCUCUGGAAAGAGAUGCAUUUCGAAAGACCUUCAGUGUUCAAGAAGUAGUCAGGGAAAAUGAGGAGAAAAGAUAUGUCGCUCUUGUAUGAGCUAAGGAAUCCACAUAAUGAGGCCAUGCCCCUGAUGUGUGCUGAGCAGCUGUAAGAGCAUUGAGACAUUGUAUCACUACUGGCUCAAGGAAUCAUUAAGUGUGACAUACUGAAGAAGGUGCAAUUCAUAGCCAUCAGGGAGACCACCAAACUUUGUGGGCUUUCCUUUUAUGUGGUGAAGACUUGCCACCUAGGGAGCAUGUCUCAAAUUGCAAGGAGAAAGUCAAUAAAUGGAUUAAAGGAGAUGAA
Molecule: messenger RNA, 1176 nt
Organism: Portunus trituberculatus (swimming crab)
Lineage: Eukaryota; Metazoa; Arthropoda; Malacostraca; Decapoda; Portunidae
Product: putative pterin-4-alpha-carbinolamine dehydratase
Exons: 4
Coding region: 51-527 (158 amino acids)
Biological process (GO): tetrahydrobiopterin biosynthetic process
Molecular function (GO): 4-alpha-hydroxytetrahydrobiopterin dehydratase activity
Source: RefSeq, a predicted model, not a curated record